This is a messenger RNA of Mucor mucedo, 345 nucleotides long. RefSeq lists its product as uncharacterized. The transcript has a single exon. Lineage: Eukaryota; Fungi; Mucoromycota; Mucoromycetes; Mucorales; Mucoraceae. Bases 19 to 261 code for a protein of 80 amino acids. The record is from RefSeq and is a predicted model, not a curated record.
CAGCAUUUUUAUUCUAUCAUGAUCGAAAUCAGUAGAGAGCAGGCUUUAUGUAUGUUUUUUUAUGAAGAGUAUAAUGAAACAAACGCCGCCAGGUUGUCAAAGCUGAUUGAUGAUUUGGGCAAUAUCGAAAUCUGCUACAUUGAUGACGAUCCAACAGAGCCUUUGUUAAUCUCACACAAAAGACUUUACUCCAAACCCUUCACAUAUUUGAAAUAUCCUGCUAUAUUAGAAGGUUAUGAAGAGGACAAGGACAAAAAUUAAGCCAACAGUUAAAAGAAAACAUAAUUCAUAAUUUUUUUUUUUCAAAUAUGCACAAUAAAAAGUCUUUCCUAAGUAAUUUGUGGC